UAAAAGCUGUGAACCAUUAACUUACAUUUAAUGCUAGGAGGGCUGAAGAUAGAUUUGUCACUCUGUAGUGCUUUCACUGUCAAUUCUGUUAAAUUGUCACAAAAGUACUGAAAUUUUUAAAAGAGUAUUGCUCCCACAGCUUCCUAGUUGUUCCGGACUUUGAAUUAAAUGAGGUCCUGUAAGUUUUAAUGGAAUUAGAAGUGGAAGUGCUAAAGUGGGCUUGUAUUCGUAGUCAUCUGCUUUGCAGACUUGACAUCAGUAAAUCAUUACAAAAAGUGUCCAGCCAGUGUUUCUCGCAGUUGAACUGGGAAGACCUCUGUCUUUCUGACCUGGUCCAUUAUAAACUUUUCCAUUAGAAGCUUUGAUUUUUGUAAGGUUGGUUUGUUUUUUUUUCUCCUCCCCCUUUGGCUUGUCAGGUUUCGUAGCACCUUUUAUAUCUGCUUAACAUUUUUAGUGAUAUUGUACCACAACUACAUCUGUCCUUUAAUUCUGCAACGUUGUGGCUUGUGAUUGGGAUUUCAUAAGUGAUCUUUGUUUCUACAGCUGUAUAUCUGUGUUUAAUAAUGUUUCAUUUCUCCCUUAGCUUAAGCUAUGGAGGAGGACAUUCAUCCCAUUCAGAAACAGACCUUCACAGACAGACAUACACAGCUUCUCAUCAGCUUCCUGGAUACUCUGCUACACAACAUCCUGCUGGUCUUUCAGGAAUAUUUGAUACCAGUAUGCACAGUGCUGGAAGUAACACUAAGGAAACUUCUUCAGUUAUGAAUUUUCUCUCUGCUAUUGAGUCUCGUACUGCUCAAGCAGUCUCUUCAGGAUCUACCCUUUUACCACAAUUCAGGGCUCCUUCCUGGCAGACAGGUAUGCAUUCCUCAACAGCCACAGAACUAUUUGUUACUGGAGCUUUGCCAACCUCUGGAACAUUUCCACCAACAUCCGCUCUGUCAGCGUAUCAGCAUCCCAACACUUUCAGCAGUAGAAACUUUGCCACUACCCCUUCUCUUACUCUCCAAGAUACUACUUUCAGUGCUACAUCAAACGGUCUCUUAACUACCCAUGAUCCUUUAUUACAGAUUAAAACCUCGCAAGGCGCUGUCCCCACCGCUUUGACAUUCGAGCGCCUGGGCGGCUCUGUGCUAAGUACCAGCAUCCCCCCCCAGUCAUCAACAUACCGCUCCGCUCAAGAGUCCGCGCCCCAUCUCCUGCAGCCUCAGUUUAGUUUGUUGCCUUCGACCCUGGGAGGAGCCCAGCAGGUGUCCCAGGCGUACAGCACGUCUGCCUUCACCGGUUCCACCGCGGCGUCGAUCGACAGAGCGCUCCAGCGAGAAUGUAGUGUCAUUAAACACCAUCAGCGGCCUUCCAGCACUCAGUCUGUUCAGCCCCAGCUGGCUGUUUCCCAGCAUUCCUUACACAGCUAUUUGACGAGUAGCAGUGGAGUUAAUUUUCAGGAUACGUCCAGGCACUCGGCGUUAUCCUGCAGUCCGGUCGGAGAUGUUACUCAGGUGAGCAACGGAGGACCACAGCAGAAGACUUCUCAAGUCACGGUGGAACUCGCUCAGUCGUACACGUCUGCAAUUCCCUCGCCCGGUUUUCCGCCUGCUUCCACGGCAAAAGUGAAAAACUGUUCCAUGAAGCAGCCCCCGGGGUCCGCAAAGACCCCCAAACCUCAAAGUGUAGCUCCCACUGUGCAGACACAAAGCUAUGCCAAAACUGCACAGAACCAGAGUUCUGUCAUCACAGGCCAAGCACAGAUCUAUUCUACGGCACAGCUCCCGAGCCUCCUGUCGGUCAGUCAGUCCCAAAACUACGUGUCCUGCCAGGCUCAGAGUGUGCCACCUGUCAGUCACUCACAGGAUUUCUCGUCCAGCAAGGUUGAGAAGCUGCCCUCACUGUAUAAAACAUUGACUUUCUCUGGGCAAUCCCAAACCAUUACUUCCGACAGUCAGACUCUGAGUUACUCCUCAGAGGAACAGGCGUUGACCUCAGUUCCAAAUGACAACUACUCUGGGCAAAUGAGGGAACUUUCUUCAGUCAGCCAGUCUCAGAGCUACUCUUCUAGUCACUCUCAGGGUUUAUCUCCAGUUACCCAGUCCCAAGUUAAUUUUUCAUCUCAAUCACAAGUUUUAUCAGCCGUUAGUCCUUCAGAAAGCUAUUCUUCAGGGCAGUCUUUAACAUUGACGUCGCCUUCUCUUUCCUUUAACGCCUCUCCUCGGGUGCAAACCCUUCCAGCCUCGAGUCCUAAUCAAAGCUAUAUUUCUUUGCAUUCUUCUCAGAACUCUCAGUCGCAAGAAUCCUCCUCUCCACAGUCUCAAAAGUUUUUGCCCUCUGUCCAGUCUCCUUUUGCAUCCCCAGCUCAUUCCCAGACGCUGCAGAACAGCAGGCCUUCCUCGGAAACAAAGGCCUACGUGAAGAGGAAGUCUGACUCUAACUUGUACGCCUCAUCCAAACAGGAGGAGGAGUUAUCAAUGCAGGAGAUGCAGGCACUGCAACAGCAAGCUGCUCUUGAACCUUCCACUCAAAGCCUCGCCGAGGAGGAAAUCAACGCUCAGGAUGCAACAUAUAGGGUCUCAAAAGCAAACGACAGAUACUCUCAAAGCGUAAUCAGAAGUAACUCUCGCCUUGAGGAUCAAGUUGUCGGGCUCGCUCUUCAAGGAACGAAAAAGGACGAAAGAAUGGCCGGUUCUGUGGAGCAGCUUUCCCAGCACAUCGGCCACAUCAGCAGCCUAAGCCACGACAUGAAGAAGACGGCGAAUUUACUGCGAACGACGCAGGUGACCGUGAGCGCCAAGGAGCUGAACCAGCAGCGUUCUCUGAUGCACAAGGUACACGAGAGCAAGACUGCAGACCAGCAGGGCCAGGUCAUCAGUGCGGCACCGCAGGUGCAGCCUCAUGCCCUGAGGCACGGCCACCAGCUGUGUCUGCCCAGCGCGCAGGUCCUGCUGGAGUCGACCUGCGACCUGCAGAUCCUUCACCAGUCGAUACUGCAGGCGGGUUUGGGACAGGCAAAGGCGUCGCCGCAAGUGCAGAGGAUCCAGAGUCCCCAGCAGGUGACGCAUCCGUUCCUUCAGAUGGAUGGCCAUAUUAUUCAAAGUAACGGGGGUCAUUCCCAGCAGCAGCUGCACGGUCAGGGUUCAGAAGUCAUGAAAAUGGACAUUUCUGAGCCUUCGAAACCACUACAGCAGCAUUUGGCAGCGAAAGAUCAUUUCACUCAGACAAAUCAGCAUGACUCGAAAAAUCAGUUUGUUUCUCUUAGUUCAAUAUGUUUCCCAGAAUCUAUACUUCUCAGUGAUGAGAGGAAUAUAUUGUCCAAUGUGGAUGACAUCUUAGCAGCAACAGCAGCAGCCUGUGGAGUGACUCCAUCUGACUUUGCCAAAUCAGCUUCUAACGAAGAGGAAAUCCAGACUGUUGAAAACAGCGAGGAGUCCAAAGCACAGUUCCAGUCACUGGAUGUAAGACACGUGUCUUCUGUUUUUAGUGCCUCACCUACUGUAGUUGGAAAGCCAGCAAGCAGAAAUAAUAUCUCUCUGAACGGAGGCCAAAUUACUCUAAAUCUUACACCGGUGGCAGCAAUACAGACAAAAACUGUGAACCUGGAUCAGCAGCACAUUGAAACUUCCGAGCAAAAUGUACCAACGAGAAUGACCUCUCCCAGCCUUGGCCCCGGUCAGGAAGAGCAGGAACAAGGGGCAGUUCGAGUUAAGAAACAAUCCAGCAUCAGUCACGAAUCUGAAGAAGAUAACGAUGCUUCUGUCGAUGGUGCACUGAAUGCGAGAGACACAGAGUUUGUUUCCAGUGGUAGGAGCCUAAGUGAAGAAAGUGCUGCUUCGGAGAAUGAUUUUAAUGUGGGUGGUGAUGACGGUACAGUAGCAGGUAACCAGUCAAAGGUUCCAUUGCAGCCGCUAUCCCUGCCCCAGAGCGGAGAUGGAGCCGUUAACAGAACUGAAGAAGAAUGCCAAGAUUUAGCUCAAGGGAACCUCCAGAAGAAAAAAAGCAAAGGAAAGAGCCAAAACAAAAGUGCUGCAGAAGAUGACGGUGCAAUUCAGAAACAGGUAAAGAGAAGCGGGCAGUGUAAACGUCAGAAUUCCAGAGGAAACGACUCGUGUUUCACCUACUCCUCUCCUGUUUCUGAAAGCUGUUACGACACUUACCAACAUCAGGAGAGGAUGAGGCAAAAAAUUAAAGAAGUUGAAGAAAAGCAGCCCGAAGUCAAAACGGGAUUUAUUGCAUCUUUUUUAGACUUUCUCAAGUCCGGGCCUAGGCAACAGUUUUCGACCCCAGCUGUGCGAAUGCCAAACAGGACUAGGCGACCAGUUACACAAAUAGUUCGUGCCCCUUGCCCACAGCCCUCUGCAAAGCCCCAGCCAGCAGCAGCAACACCUGCAGCUGCUCCUGAGGUUAGUGGGGAAAGCCCGACCAAAAAAGCUGACGAAGAACUUAAGAAAAAUUUAGAAACGUUGCCUUCGUUUUCUUCUGAUGAAGAUGAUUCCGUGGGUGGUAACCACGACCUUCAGAAGAGCAUCUCUACUGCAUUGUCAGCCCUGGAUGACACAUCUGAUAGGAAGAUCAAAUCAGAAACCGAAAAGGGGACAGUUGUCACUGCUGCUGCCACCGCCACCACUGCUGUAACAAAGCAGGAACCUCCCCAGACAACUGCCCCUGUAGGCAACGUGCAGGAGAAAGUGAAUCCAGCUGAGCCCUUAAAAGCAGCUCAGCAGGAUGCUGUGACUUCAGAACAGCUGGCAAAAGCGCAGGAGGCCGUUGCGAUAGAAGGCUGCACCGACGAGGAGAACACGGACAGCGGAGGAGAGGGCAUGUACAGAGAACGUGACGAGUUCGUGGUGAAGAUUGAGGAUAUAGAGACACUAAAGGUUGCUUUGCAAACAGGGAAGGAACCUCCAGCUAUCUGGAAAGUACAGAAGGCUUUGCUGCAAAAGUUUGUUCCUGAAGUGCGAGACGGACAAAGAGAGUUUGCUGCUACUAACAGUUAUCUUGGGUAUUUUGGCGAUGCAAAAACAAAAUACAAGCGAGUGUAUGUGAAGUUUGUGGAAAAUGCAAACAAAAAGGAAUAUGUCAGAGUGUGCUCAAAAAAACCACGGAUCAAGCCUGUGCAGUCAGCAAGGACCAUUCACUGCAAACCGAGUAACAGCAACAUCAAACCCCCUGAUCCACCAACCCCAAAACCAACAGCAACAAAAGUCUCUUCCGUGAAACCCAAAGCUAAACAGCCAAAGGUAAAGGCUGAACCACCACCAAAGAAAAGGAAAAAGUGGAAAGAGGAAUUUUCAUCUUCCCAGUCCGAUUCUUCCCCCGAGGCCCAGAGCGAAGAGGAUGAGGUUGUACCUCCAGCUCCCCUCGUUACUCGCUUUUUGAACACAAGAGCUAUGAAGGAGACUUUUAAGAGCUACAUGGAGUUGCUUGUUAGCAUUGCCUUGGAUCCUGACACCAUGCAAGCCUUGGAAAAGAGCAAUGAUGAGCUGCUUUUGCCUCACAUGAGAAAGAUUGAUGGCAUGCUGAAUGACAAUAGGAAGAGGCUGCUCCCCAAAUUACGCUUGGAUCACGCUUUCAAGAACGCUUUGGAAAACUUCCCUGAGCUGACAGUGAUCACUCGGGACCCCAAGGCGAAAUGUGGAGGAACGUCCGUGUCCAAGAUCAAAAUGAAUGGGAAAGCUUACAACAAAAAAACACUGAGGGCUUCCAAGUCAACCACUAAAUUAGCACAGGAGUUUACAGUAGAUCCAGAAAAAAUACAGUUGUAUUCUUUAUAUCACUCACUCCAUCAUUACAAAUAUCACAUAUAUCUAACGUGUAAAGAAGAGAUUUCUUCUGUUCAGAAGACGAGCGCAGACCUGGGCCAGGAAGAGAUCGUGCAGCUGUGCAUGAAAAACAUCAAAUGGGUGGAGGAUCUUUUCGAAAAGUUUGGUGAACUUUUGAAUCGCGUGCAGCAGAAAUGCUCAUAACAAAAGUGCAUCCCAAACCUCCCCUUUUUUUUCUAUGGCACUAACCUGAUGGAACAGAAGGCUCAGAGAAAGGCUCUGAUUUCUUUCCCAAUGCCAGACUGCUUCUUGUUUCGUAGCCAUUUUUAUUUUCUCCUUCUGGAACUUCGUGCCUUGGCUCGUGCUGAGGAAAAGUGAUGCUGCCAAGGAAA
This is a messenger RNA of Empidonax traillii (willow flycatcher), 6142 nucleotides long. It is a transcript of the gene QSER1, whose product is annotated as glutamine and serine rich 1. Lineage: Eukaryota; Metazoa; Chordata; Aves; Passeriformes; Tyrannidae. The coding region runs from base 564 to 5954 and encodes 1796 amino acids. The record is from RefSeq and is a predicted model, not a curated record. The transcript is spliced from 13 exons.